Molecule: messenger RNA, 5235 nt
Organism: Pogonomyrmex barbatus (red harvester ant)
Lineage: Eukaryota; Metazoa; Arthropoda; Insecta; Hymenoptera; Formicidae
Biological process (GO): anatomical structure morphogenesis
Source: RefSeq, a predicted model, not a curated record
UUGCAGAACGCUGAUCAUUUUUCUUCUUGAAAUACGAUUUACUUGUAUGAUCGUUGGGAACAUUUUGUUGACAAUUACCUUCGUAAUCGCCGCGACCGCUCAUCGUGCGUAUCUUCCAUCAAAUGGACACUCUUUCAGGGACGUCUCGUGUGAAUGAACCGUGAUUCAUAGAUCGCAGAUAGAAUAGGACGUCAGAUAACGGCUAGAAAGUAUUAACUAAAGCGUUCACGCGCGUACUAACGAGGAUUGAAGGAGCAAGCCGGGACUAAUUGAAACAUAAAUACGUUUCCUGUCACAUUUAUUAUCAAGAAUAAAUUAGACGAUCAUGACAUAAUAGUGUAGGGUAAUGAGAAUUAUUUUUUAGUGAAAACUAUGAAAACAGAAAGUUGAAUAUAUCAUGUGAAAGUGAAGUAAGAUCCUUAAAAUAUGAAGAACUCGUUAACAGCGAUGGGACAUCAGUGGGGAUUUCUCAUUUUCAUCAUCUGUUUCCUACGAUCCUGUCAAAUAUCGCACUCGAUUGGUAUCACGAUUGAUAAUCAACUUGUAAUCGUCGCAAGUGAUUGCUACACGAGAAUAGCCAUCGGGUCCAAAUUGCCGGACAUGGAUGUAUUUUCCAGCGUCGCGGUCGGUAGCAUUUCAGAAUGCGAGGAUGAGUGUUCGAAAAGAAGAAACUCCUGUAACGCGUUCGCUUUCGGAAUUGGCAUCAAAGGUAACGGAACAUGUGCCCUGAGCAUGAAAAUGCCGAAGGCUGAAGAAUUACAAACUCAUGCCGAUUAUGAUGUCUACGUGAGGAGUCAACGUUCGCCACACUGUGAACCAGAUCGACUUUACAAAAUGGGAAGCGGUGGCAUCAAACAAGAUAGGAGAAACGAAACGAUGCCGAGCACGAGAUUUGGAAGCGGAUUCUUAGGUUCAACAAUGCCAAGUCUUCUGUCAUCUCCAAGGAUCACGGGAAGUAUGAUGCCUAAUGUCGCCAAUCAACCUUCGUACCAACAAGGAUAUACUCCAUCUUUCGAUGACGAACGCCGAAUUUUCGAUAUCGUUAGAAAUAGAAAUCCGAUACCGCCAGCCAGCAAUCCUUUCGAAACUAAUAACGCGAAAGUCGAUAAUUACGAUCUAUCGAUGCAUCAGAAAUCGGUCUUCGGACAAAGAACACAUUCGGAUCCAAAGUAUAAUCGCCCAAAUCUUGGCGAAUCGUCUUUUCAAAAUCCUUUCACUGGAAUCAAUCGUUUGAAUUUUGGAUUAGACAACGAUCUUCAUUCGUACAAGGCGCUCACCGUUCAUAACCGGCCUUUCGAAGUUUUCUCGAGACCAAUUUUCGUCUACGACGGAACCUCCAGAAACAAAUCUCCCGCAGAUUUUGGAUGGGCAAAUCACGAUCCAACGAAACAUCGCACGAAUUAUCUCGAUCAGCAUCGACAUCAAGGCUUUUUCGAUAUAUACAAAACUCAAGGAAUCGCGAGACCAAAGCAGAACGAGUUAAUCGAAGGAAAUUAUGACUUCCGCAAAAUAUCCUCUCGUCCAGCUGUCAGCAAUUCUUACGGCUUCGAAAUCAAUGGGGCGAGAAAUGGAGGGUUCAAGGAUACUUCCGAGCUUUGGAAUCCAGGGCUCCUGACGAUGUUUCACGGGUUCGGCACAAGACUCACCGAGAAAACGAAGUCGUGCUACAGAAGACUGCUGUCCGGGAAGAAGAGCUCGGACCCCCACAUCAGACGCGCCAUCGAGUGCGAAAGAAUCGAGGACUGCCAUCGCGCUUGCGACUACGAGAAGCUUUUCACUUGCGAGGGUUUUAACUAUAGACGCAUCGGACAUGGAGCGAGGGGAAUGUGCGAGAUGACAUCGAUACCUUAUUCUCGCAUGGAUCUCCAUCGAGACUUUGUAUCGGAUCCUCAAUGCGAUUAUUACGAGAGGGAUCCGAAUUGCGAGGUAAACGCGCCUGGGACACGACCAUCCUGGUGGGACCAACCGUUUCGACCUAGUCAACCCUACGGUCCACCCUAUUCUCCCGACGAAAGGCCAGAUGCAAGACCCUACGCUCCGGAUCGACGACCUCUAAACGAAGUGCCACGGCCUCUGGAUUACGAUCGACGGCCCUUGAAGGAAAUUCCGCGACCAUUCGAUUUCGAUCGGCGCCCUUCGAACGAGAUCCCUCGGCCCUUAGAUUACGCUCAUCGUCGACCACCGAUCGUUUACGAGGAUCAUCAUCGUGGAUUGUACGACGAUACGUUUGAUCGGAGGGAUUAUCCCGACGAUUCGAUACGCAAUAGAUAUCCAACGAGACCGGAAAAUCAUCGAUUUGUCUAUAACAGACGCUAUCCGUCUAGACGACCAACUGAUGACGAUUUUUACAACAGAAACGUGCCAUGGAUGCGGUAUCCGAAUAGAAGAAUCGACCACGGACUUACUCACGAUAUAGGCACGAACGAAAUCGGCUCAUAUUUGCCGGACCGAAAGGAUCCGACUCGCAGCUGGAAUUCUUACGGCGUUUACGGCGGUUCUUACGGUUACGACACGAAUUAUGUGGGGAAGUUCGAUAUACCGAAAUACUACCCGAAACCGCAACCUAAAUCACAACGUCCCUACGAGAACGACCAAUUCUACGGCGAAUUUUAUAACUAUGGUGGCGCAUUCGGGUACGGCGACAGUUAUAUACCGGCGAACCAGGAUCCGCUUUAUGGUGGAACCGGAAGAGCCGAAGAAUGUUCCGUCCGAGCCGGUGCAGGAUUCAGACUCAGCAGAGGAGUCGUUCAAAAGACGUACCUAACACCAAAUCUGGACCAAUGCGAGAGUCUGUGCGUUAACGAGAAGAGCUUCGUCUGCAUGAGUUUUAGUUACAGAUACAAUGUGGCACCCACAGACCCUACAGACAAUUGUCUUCUUAGCGACAUUUCGUACAAAGAUCUAAAUUUUUAUAUUGAUCUUGAACCGGAUCGUGAUUACGAUAUUUACGCCGUGAUCGUGAACUCGAGAACUUGCGGCGUGAAAAGAGAACCGAGCCCACAUCCUCCAGAUGAAUGUUUUUGGAGAGUCAGAAGCGGAUUCGGAAUGCCCACAGACGUCGUUAGAAAAUCGAUGGUAGUCGACAAUCUAGGAGAUUGUCAGGCAGAAUGUAUGAUAACGCAAGAUUUUAUGUGUAGAAGCUUCACGUUCAAAUACGGACUAGAACAAGAACGAUCGAAUGAUCGGAUUAAUUGUUAUCUAAGUGACUGGCCAUCGCAAGACAUCAAUCCUGCCCAAAUGCCGGAUAUGGACGGCGCGGAGUUAUAUGAAAGAGGUAGUUUUGGAAGGGGAUGCGAACCUUACGCUGUACCAUUUUUUAAUAUGGGACAAUUCAAUGGCAAGCCAUCUUCACAAGGAGACGAAGUAUGCUACUUUGGAUAUAACAAACCGUGCAAAUUGACACCUUAUGCUGUUCUCCUGGCAACAUACGUGAAUUCGGAACAAGAUUGUCGACAAAAGUGCUCGAGAAUGAGAGAAACUGAUUCUAUUCCUUGCAUGUCUUACAGUUAUAAACUCACUACGCAUGGCACAGAAGAAAACUGUCUGCUUAGUGACGUGCCUAUAAGAGACUUGCGACCAGGUUUGGAUUAUAUCUAUGAUGCUGAUCAUGUCCUUUACGCAUGGAAAGAUCUCGAUCCUCAUUGCGUGGUCAGUGGCUAUUCGACCGAUGAUGAUCAUGUGUUUGGCGGAUUGAGCCCAUCAAAACCGCUGCUUCCAGAUUAUUCGCGACCAGAUUUUAAUUCUGGCGGUAGUUAUCCGAGUACUAGACCCGAUGAUAUUCAUCCCGAUCCGAGACCCUUCCUUACGAUAAGACCAAACAGUCAUAGUCAAGGAGUAAGACCAUAUGAUCCCGAUAGACCUGAUCCUGUCAGACCCUAUCGUCCCAGCAGUUACGGAUACGGCAGUUAUGGCGACAAAUUUGGACAUGGGAUUCGUCCUGGUGGAUCUUCUUAUCCGGACGAACACUCGACCUUCCGUUAUUACACGGUAAACGGUUACCCAUGCAAGAAAGGUACACGAUGUGAGAGGAACAAAAUUGCUGGAUUUUGGACCUGCGAGACCGAAGGAGGAGGAUUUGAUAGCUGGGACUAUUGUUGCGCGCCGACUCAUCAUUGCGGCUUCUCGCAAGGAUAUCAUUAUCCAUGGUGUUACGUGGGAUUGUCGGAGGACCAGUGGCGUCCUUGCAGCGAGAAAUACUACCCCUAUCUCCCGAGUCCGCGACCGAUGCGGCCGAUGAUCGGUGGUGAAGAUCGUUACGAUCGUCCCGAUCGUCCCGAUCGUCCCGAUCGUCCAUACGAUUUCGGUUACUAUGGCAGACACUGGCCGAUCACGUAUCUGCAUCGAGGACCACCGCCGAACUGCACGGAUUCGCUCGCGUCUGCAGAUAACAGCGGGAAUCGUCGUUCGAACGAGACGAUCUCGACCACGACGACGCUGAGGAGUACCAUCACGAUUAAGAACGACGUAAACAGCACCACGGUCGCGAGCAAAGUGCACCGACGGCGACUACGAGUGCGCACGACCAAUGAAACGCGAAACGAUCGACGUCCGAUUUUUUCGCGAAAGAUCGGCGGCCGGAUCAUCGCGAGUGACGCGACGCGGAUUCGCGAGAAUCAAACGACUCGCGAUCGCGCUGGGAAGAUCGAGCGAGUUUCGAAACCGAUGAACACCGAGCCGCCACCCGCCGCACACAUUGCCACGUCGAAUUACGUCGAUGACGCACAAUUCGAAAUCGCAAAAAGUAGCGACGGACUGAUCAGAGUGCCUCUGAUCGCGCCAAAUACUUCACUGCCAACGGCGGGAGCUUACAUAUCCAUGGCGAACUCGAGCACUUAGCUAUGGUUUCGCCAUCAGAGAAGCUAUAAGCUUCAAUUGGAAGGAUGUUAUUUGAAAUUGAAUAUGAUUUGAUAUUGAAGCCGCAAAAUAUACUUUAGGAUAACUAAAACAUAACGUUAAUGAUAUGUUUAUUUAAAGAAUAUAUGAAGAUUAUAUUUAUAAUUGAGUUAAUUAACGAUCAUUAGUUUUGUAAAUAUAUUUAAUAUGAAGCAGGAUAUAAAAUAUAAAAUUAGUUUUCGCUGAGUCUACAAAUUUUGUUCUUUGUAUUAUCAUGUUUAAAUUGGAGACGCUUAAAUUGGUCACGUCGCUAUUCAGAUCGAUAUUAUUAAUUAACAGUGUAAUUGCAGUCUAAUUUUUGAAAUAAAGAUAAUAAAGAUUGAGACAUUUUCAUUACAUAAA